Coniosporium apollinis CBS 100218 is the source of this 1845-nucleotide messenger RNA. Its product is annotated as heat shock protein SSB1. The record is from RefSeq and is a predicted model, not a curated record. Gene Ontology annotation, molecular function: heat shock protein binding; ATP hydrolysis activity; ATP-dependent protein folding chaperone. Lineage: Eukaryota; Fungi; Ascomycota; Dothideomycetes. The coding region runs from base 1 to 1845 and encodes 614 amino acids. Gene Ontology annotation, cellular component: plasma membrane; nucleus; cytoplasm. The transcript has 4 exons. Gene Ontology annotation, biological process: cellular response to unfolded protein; vesicle-mediated transport; protein refolding.
AUGAGCGACGAGGUCUACGAGGGCGCGAUCGGUAUCGAUCUCGGUACCACUUAUUCCUGCGUUGCAAACUAUGAGGGCACCAAUGUCGAAAUCAUCGCGAACGAGCAGGGUAGCUUCACCACACCGUCUUUCGUCUCUUUCACGGCGGAAGAGCGCUUGAUUGGCGAGGCGGCGAAGAACCAAGCUGCCAUGAACCCCGAGAACACCGUCUUCGAUGUCAAACGUCUUAUUGGACGAAGAUUCGACGAUGAGACCGUCAAGAAGGAUAUCGAGUCGUGGCCGUUCAAGGUCACCAACAGCAAUGGCAAUCCCAUGGUGCAGGUCGAGUACCUGGGCGAGACGAAGAGUUUCUCGCCACAGGAGAUCUCUGCUAUGGUUCUUGUUAAGAUGAAAGAAGUUGCGGAGACCAAGCUCGGCAAGAAGGUGGAGAAGGCCGUCAUUACCGUCCCCGCCUACUUCAACGACAACCAACGGCAAGCCACCAAGGACGCCGGCUCAAUCGCUGGCCUUAACGUCCUCCGCAUCAUCAACGAGCCCACUGCCGCCGCCAUCGCCUACGGUCUUGGAUCUGGCAAGUCUGAGAAGGAGCGCAACGUAAUGAUCUACGAUCUUGGUGGUGGUACUUUCGAUGUGUCCCUCCUCCACAUUCAGGGAGGCGUGUUCACCGUAAAGGCUACGGCUGGUGAUACUCAUUUGGGUGGUCAGGACUUCGACACGAAUCUGCUGGAUCACUUCAAGAAGGAGUUUCAGCGCAAGGCUAAGAAGGACAUUUCAGGAGACGCGCGUGCCCUUCGUCGUCUCCGGACAGCAUGCGAGCGCGCCAAGCGUACGCUCUCCAACGCCACUCAGACUACGAUCGAGAUCGAUUCUCUAUUCGACGGUGAGGACUUCAACGCCAAUAUCACCCGCGCUCGUUUCGAGGACUUGAACGCCAAGGCUUUUAACGGCACGCUUCAGCCUGUUGAGCAGGUGUUGAAGGACGCCAACUUGGAUAAGAGCAAGGUUGACGAGAUCGUGCUUGUUGGUGGUUCCACACGUAUUCCGCGGAUACAGAAGCUUCUCAGCGACUUCUUUAACGGCAAGAAGCUCGAGAAGAGCAUCAAUCCCGACGAGGCUGUUGCCUAUGGUGCGGCUGUGCAAGCCGGUAUUCUUUCCGGCAAGGCGCAAUCCGCUGACACCGCCGAUCUCCUCCUGCUCGAUGUUGUUCCUCUUUCCCUCGGUGUUGCCAUGGAGGGCAACAUCUUCGCCCCUGUCGUCCCUCGCGGCCAGACUGUCCCUACGAUCAAGAAGCGCACUUUCACCACAGUUGCUGACAACCAGCAAACCGUCCAGUUCCCUGUGUUCCAGGGCGAGCGUGUCAACUGCGAGGACAACACCUCCCUCGGCGAGUUCACUCUUGCACCUAUCCCACCGAUGAAGGCUGGUGACGCUGUCCUCGAGGUCGUCUUCGAGGUCGAUGUCAACGGUAUCCUCAAGGUCACUGCCACCGAGAAGACCUCCGGCCGCAGCGCCAACAUCACAAUCUCCAACUCUGUUGGCAAGCUGUCAUCGACCGAUAUCGAGACCAUGAUCAACGACGCUGCCAAGUUCAAGAGCAGCGACGAGGCUUUCAGCAAGAAGUUCGAGACGAGGCAACAGCUUGAGGCCUACAUCUCCCGUGUCGAGGAGAUGGUCUCUGACCCGACAAUGUCCAUGAAGCUGAAGCGCGGCCAGAAGGAAAAGAUCGAGUCGGCCCUCAGCGAGGCCAUGGCUCAGCUCGAGAUCGAGGACGCGGGUGCCGAUGACCUCAAGAAGAAGGAGCUGGCUCUCAAGCGCACCGUCACCAAGGCGUUCUCCACCAGGUAG